UUCGACUCCAAACUUCCAUGGGCGAGAGACAAGGGCUCCUAAUUAUUUGGCCCAAGUCCAGUAGGCAGUAGGCAGCGUGAUAUCGAGAGGUGCUUCUUCUGCAUCGCGCUCUACCUUUCCCGCCAAAGCCCAAACAAUUGAUGUCUUUUCCACUUCUUCUUUGAAUAGAUUUGAUAGAUACUACACUACACAGAGGCUACAGGUUAUCCUUCCGUAUCUCCUACGCUUAUACGUCUAUAUCGAGCUAAAGGUCUACCCUUUUCUGUUUAUUAGGUGUUUGCAGCUCUCUAACAUGGAGGAAGAGAAAGAUGCUUUUUACGUUGUAAGGAAAGGUGAUGUUGUUGGCAUAUAUAAGAACUUAAAGGACUGCCAAGCUCAAGCUGGAUCUUCUGUGUGCAAUCCUUCUGUUAGUGUGUUCAAGGGGUAUGGUUUGCCUAAGGAAGCUGAGGAGUAUCUAGUCUCUCAAGGGCUUAAGAAUGCUACCUAUUCUAUCUAUGCUACUGAUGUUCAAAGUGAUCUUUUUGGAAAACUUGUUCCUUGCCCUUUUCAGCAACCAGCUUCUUCUGGAGGAAAAGCAGUGCACAAGGUUUCUCAGCCAAAGAGAUUUCAAGAAGUGCGGGGUUCAGUGGAAGUGAUUGGAUCAGCUUCAAUUUCAACAACUCCUCAGAAAUUGCAUCUGAAAUUUGAUAAUCAUCUUGAAACUAAAGUGAUGUCUUCUAUUUGUUCCUCCUGCAUUCUUGCGUUUGAUGGUGCUUCAAAAGGAAAUCCUGGCCCAGCUGGUGCUGGAGCUGUUUUGCAUGCUGAAGAUGGAAGCAUGGUCUGUCGACUUCGUGAGGGAUUGGGCACUGCAACAAAUAAUGUUGCUGAAUAUCGAGCUGUCAUUUUAGGACUGAAGCAUGCACUUAGGAAAGGGUUCAAACAUAUUCGUGUCCGAGGAGACUCAAAUCUUGUCUGCAUGCAGAUUCAGGGUCUAUGGAAAAUCAAAAACCAGAAUCUGGCUGGCUUGUGUAAAGAGGCUAAUGAGCUCAAGAAUAAAUUUAUAUCAUUUCAUAUUGAACAUGUUCUCAGGGAGUUGAACUCUGAAGCUGAUACGCAAGCAAACCUGGCUGUUAAUCUCAAGGAUGGGCAAAUUGAGGAGGAUUGCGCCAGAAAGUAACUUGAAUCUUAGGAGCCAGCUGAGACAUAUAUUGCUAAAUUGUAGAUAGUAAUAUCAGUGCUGUAGAUUUUGAAACUUAGUGGUUUGGAAUAGAAUCUUUUGAUUACUCAGUAACUGAAAAUGAAGUAUAUUUAGAUCAGCUAAACUGCCCUGAGCAUGGAAGAAGACAUUCUGGUGACGAUUUAUAGUAGUAGACAUAAUUUCACUUGUCUGCAUGCACGGUUAUGUAUCGAAUGAUGAAACUAUGAAUACCAUAUCAGAUGGAACGUUAAGUGGCAA
Hevea brasiliensis (rubber tree) is the source of this 1435-nucleotide messenger RNA. RefSeq lists its product as uncharacterized. Lineage: Eukaryota; Viridiplantae; Streptophyta; Magnoliopsida; Malpighiales; Euphorbiaceae. The record is from RefSeq and is a predicted model, not a curated record. Gene Ontology annotation, molecular function: RNA-DNA hybrid ribonuclease activity; nucleic acid binding. The transcript has 10 exons. Bases 293 to 1156 code for a protein of 287 amino acids.